AUGACCGUUGUGUCCCAGCCCGUUCCCAAGCUGGCGCCUAAAGUCAUUGAGGAUAUCCGCAGCAAAGCCCUGACGGCCGCUCCCCGCUUCCUGCGAAAGCGCUACAAAUCCUUCCGUCCGCGGGUUAACAGCACAAGCGGGUUCCUGCACCCCGCGGGCUUCGCGGGGCCCGCAGAGCUGGCGGCGAUGCAGGCGGGGAUCGAGUUCCAGUUGCAGCCCGUGGCGGCCGCCACAAAGGUGCUGCUGACAGGGGAAGGCGUGCCGCGCAAGUACUACAGCGGCGGCUGGGCGUUCCGCACUGAUACGCCGGCUGAGGGGUACGAGGGGCCGAUGCCAAUGGAGAAGGUCAUGGUGGACUGGGGCGGUGUUGCGGCAGAGAACCAGCUGUGCCCCUUCAAUUACCCCGAAGGCGCCCCGCAAGGAAGCUGCGCCCACGUGUCCCUCGUAGAAAUCGACUCGAUGAUGUCAUUCAAGCAGGCGAUGGCUUACCUGGUCACGGGCAAUGAGGCCCACGCCCAGCUGGCGUCUGACAUCAUCUUGGCCUGGUCCACCAAGAACAAGGAGGUUGGGCCCCGCAACAAGAACGGACCCUUGGAGUCUGCCUGGAGCUGCUCCGCCAUGGCCCGCGCGGUGGAGCUGCUGCGCUCCUCCUGGCCGGACUUCAGCAAGCAGACCCUCAGCGCCUACCUCAACUGGCUGGACGAGGUGCUCUACCCCCAGAUGGACUUCUACACCGAUGUCAUCACGCCCACCGCCCUCAACAACGGCCGCAAACACCUGUACGGCAACUGGCACGCGUCCGUCGCCGACUGCUUCGUGUCCGCGGGCAUCCUGGCCGACGACCGCGUCCGCUACGAGAAGGGCGUGGCGCUGCUGAAGAAGACCACGGCCGAGUACUUCAAGUGGGGCCGCGGCGAGUGGGCCGAGUGGGCCGGGCAGGCCCGCCUGGUGGGAGAGUCGAGCGAGACGCUGCGCGACAUCUUCCACACCCAGUUUGGCCUGGGCAGCCUGCUGCAGGCCGCGGAGUCCGCGUGGAUCCAGGGGCGGGACGAGUACUCGACGGCCGACUACGCGCUCGCGGCCGCCAUGGAGUUUCACGCGCGCAUCAUCAACGCGCGCGACGCGCGCGACGAGACCGCGAUGCCGCCGGGGUACAAGUUCUUCGAGAGCAUCCCCCCGGCGCCGGAGGGCUGCGCGUGGCGUUGGGACAUGGAGUCGCAGAUUUGGACCUCGUGGGGGCGCCCCGUCAACUCCAGCGCCAACGGCAACAGGACGGCGGGCAGCAAUGCGACCAUGGUCAGCGGCGAUGACGACGACGGCGACGACGACGGGCCCCUCAAGGCCAACGCCACCGCCAAUGCCAACGCGACGGGCAACGCGACGUUCGCGGGCUCUAGCGCCAACAGCGCCGGCAGCCCCGUGUUCGUUGGCGUCAACACCACCGCCAACACAAUCCAGCCUACGGUCAAUGCGACUGUGAAUGGGUCACUCGCGGCUGCCAGCGCGCCCGCAUAUGCGCCUGUGUCGCUCGCCAACCUCGCUGCCUAUGGGCCACUGGCAGCGAGCUCCAGCGACAACGCGACCACCGGCCUUCCAGCUGUGGGCCCCAAUGUGCCAGGCAACACGACCAGCAACUCUUCCCUAGUGGCGCUCAACGCCACUGUGACCGCCAAUGCCACUAUUGACGUCAACGCCACUGUGGCCGCCAACGCCACUAUCGACGUCAACGCCACCGUGGCCGCCAACGUCACUCUUGACAGCAACACCACCGCAGCCGCCAACGCGACCCUUGCCGUCAACGCCACCCUCAACGGCACUGUGGACAGUAACGCCACCGUCGCGCCGCCGCCGGGCCCGCCGCCGGCGGUGCAGUGCAGCGUCUUGAACGACGGCCACAAGUAUGUCCUGGGGAUCAAAUACAUCCCCGCCGGCUGGGAGCUGGGGUUCAACCACUUUGUGGGGCGGCUGGGGAUGCAGAUGCCGGAGACGGCGGCGAUGCUGCAGCGGUACCCAGUGGACUGGUAUGAGUUCUGCUGGUGA
Messenger RNA from Monoraphidium neglectum, 2040 nucleotides. RefSeq lists its product as hypothetical. Bases 1 to 2040 code for a protein of 679 amino acids. Gene Ontology annotation, molecular function: lyase activity. NCBI's taxonomy places the organism in Eukaryota, Viridiplantae, Chlorophyta, Chlorophyceae, Sphaeropleales, Selenastraceae. The record is from RefSeq and is a predicted model, not a curated record. The transcript is spliced from 4 exons. Gene Ontology annotation, cellular component: periplasmic space.